AUCACAAAUGAGACAGAGCAGCAGAAGCAGUGUGAGCACAGAGGACAGAGGAGAGUCUCAUUGAUCCAGCUGUUCUCUGACAGUCAUUCAGACUUACUCAUCAUCAUCAUCAUCAUCAUCAUUAUCUUUAUCUUCAUCAUCAUCACCAUCAUCAUCCAUGGCGGUUCUUCCUCUGCGGGUGAAAAUGUUGCAGCAGGUCUGGAGGUUGAAAGGCGUCGUCAUUCUCGUCUGCAGUCCGUUCAUCCUGCUGCCGCUCGCCGUCAGCACCACGGAGGCGGCCUGUGCUUAUGUCAUAGCCCUCAUGGCGGUGUACUGGUGCACUGAGGUGUUGCCGCUGGCGGUGACGGCGCUGCUGCCGACCAUCCUGUUCCCUGUCCUCGGCAUCAUGGAGUCCAGAGAUGUGUGUAUGCAGUACCUGAAGGACACCAACAUGCUGUUUGUGGGCGGGCUGAUGGUGGCCGUCGCCGUGGAGCACUGGAACCUCCACAAACGCAUUGCACUCCGAGUUCUGCUACUGGUCGGAGUCCGACCCGCCCUGUUGAUGCUGGGGUUCAUGGGAGUGACGGCCUUCCUGUCCAUGUGGAUCAGCAACACGGCCACCACCGCCAUGAUGGUCCCAAUCGUCCAGGCCGUCCUGGACCAGCUCCACGACAACGUAGACCCUGAACCCUCCUCGAAGAGCCAGAGAGGGAGUGUCGACCUCCACCUGGAGCAUCAGGAGAAAACCGGUGGCAUCCUGCAAACUGCCGCUCCGAACACGCUGGAGAACGGUCUGAAUGUUGCAACUUUAACACAAGGCAACUCAGAGAAAACCAGCAACCUGCAAGACAACAUGUCCUCUGAGCAGAAAGUGUCCUCUGACGGUCAGAUGGACAGACAGGGGAUCAUCAAACCGACACCACAGGACAAACCUCCAGGACCACCAGGACCCGCGGUCGUGGUGGUGGAGAACGUCUGCUGUCAGGUGGAGGUGGUGGAGCUGAGUGAUGAAGAGGAGCAGAGGAGGAGCAUGAGUAAAGGACUCCUGCUGUGUGUGUGCUACGCUGCCAGCAUCGGGGGCAUCGCCACUCUGACCGGAACCGGACCGAACCUGGUUCUGAUGGGACAGAUGAGCCAACUCUUCCCUCAGAACGGUGACGUGAUCAACUUUGCGUCCUGGUUUGCAUUCGCCUUCCCCACCAUGGUGCUGACGCUGAUGCUCGCCUGGUUCUGGCUGCAGUUUCUCUUCAUCGGCUUUAACCUGCGGAAGACGUGGGGUUGCGGGGCGGUGCAGUCGGAGAAGGAGCGAGCGGCAUACGAAGUGAUCCGGGACGAGCAUCGGCGUUUGGGGCCGGUGAGUUACGGAGAGGUCAGCGUCCUGGCGCUCCUCAUCCUCAUGGUGGUGCUGUGGUUCACACGAGACCCGCGCUUCAUGGACGGCUGGGCCACCCACGUCUUCAAUGCCAAGGCCGAGUUCGUCACUGACGCCACCGUCGCUCUGUUUGUUGCUGUGUUGCUGUUUGUUCUUCCUUCUGAGCCGCCGCACUUCCUCUGCUUCUGGAGGAGCUGUGAUACAGAGUCCCCAGUGUCUCGAGGCCCCGCCCCAGCUCUGCUCACCUGGCAGGUGACUCAGAAGAAGAUGCCCUGGAACAUCGUCCUACUGCUGGGAGGCGGCUUCGCUCUGGCCAAAGGCAGCGAGGUGUCCGGUCUGUCCCGCUGGCUUGGCGCUCAGAUGACGCCGCUACACUCCAUCCCUCCCUGGGCCAUCGCCAUCAUCCUCUGCCUCCUCAUUGCCACCUUCACCGAGUGUGCCAGCAACGUCGCCACGGCAACGCUCUUCCUGCCCAUCCUGGCCUCCAUGUCUCAGUCCAUAAACGUGAACCCUCUGUACGUGAUGAUCCCCUGCACCCUCAGCGCCUCCUUCGCCUUCAUGCUGCCGGUGGCCACGCCUCCCAACGCCAUCGCCUUCUCCUCCGGUAUCCUCAAAGUGUCUGACAUGGCUAAAGCUGGCGUGGUGAUGAACGUCAUUGGGAUCAGCUGCAUCAGUCUCGCCAUCAACAGCUGGGGGCGUGUCAUCUUCGGCCUGGACUCGUUCCCUCCAUGGGCCAACGCCACCACCGCCGUGUAGGAUCAACAACCAGCUGCCUCAUGUCUGUUUUCAGGUCUCGUCACUCGGCUGCGAGUGAAAUUAUUAUUUUAUUUUACAGUGGCGUAUGACCGCUGCUGGGUCUGAGCCGCCACGAACUUCGUCUGGAUGUUCGGAUGUUCUGUGGAGACAGUUUCCCAAAAGUUCUCUCACCAGACUGCGACUGUGAACGCCGCUGAAACACUGCAGACUAAAACAGAAAUUAUAAAUAAACCUGCGUCUCAUUCGAACCAUCACCCGAUAAACAAAGUUUAAUAUCUGAGAACUGACGGAAACUUUCUCCCCAAAUAUUUUUAAUUCAAACCUUCAAAAUGUUGUUUGGUGGCGACUUUACUAACAGUUGUUCUUUCGGGAAACUGACUCCAGAUCAGUUACAGAUCAGUUACAGAUCAGUUACAGAUCAGGGAGCAUCUCUUCUUCGUGUCAUCUAAUUAUUUGUAGUAAUUAUAAAAUAUUGUGUUUUGUGUUGUUUUCUAUUUAAAUAUUUUUAUUGGUAACAUGUGAGUGUUUCUGUACAUACGUAACUUCCAGAGUUUUCUACCAUCUUGUUGCUAACAGUUUUAUUACGUGUUAAUAAAAGUUGAUCUUUGAA
Molecule: messenger RNA, 2717 nt
Organism: Epinephelus lanceolatus (giant grouper)
Lineage: Eukaryota; Metazoa; Chordata; Actinopteri; Perciformes; Serranidae
Gene: slc13a5a
Product: solute carrier family 13 member 5a
Biological process (GO): transmembrane transport; succinate transport; fumarate transport
Cellular component (GO): plasma membrane
Molecular function (GO): succinate transmembrane transporter activity; citrate transmembrane transporter activity; sodium:dicarboxylate symporter activity
Source: RefSeq, a predicted model, not a curated record